CUCCGCAACGACGACCGCGAUUUCGAACCUCCACCGCUUACCUCCCAUACCCUCAAGAUGUCCGCCCAGAACUCUGCGGGAAUUCAGACGCUGCUUGACGCAGAGCGCGAUGCACAGAAGAUCGUCCAGCAAGCCAGAGAAUACCGCACAAAGCGAGUGAAGGACGCACGAAGCGAGGCACAGAAAGAGAUCGAGGAUUACAAGAAGGAGAAGGAGGCGGAGUACCAGAAGUUCGAGAAGGAGCACAGCUCUGGCAACAAGAAGGCUGAGGAUGAUGCCAAGAAAGAUACAGACAACAAGGUUAAGGAGGUGGAGGAGCUGGGUAACAAGUCAGGCGGCAAGGUCGUCGAGCAACUGAUCACCGCUGUCACGAACGCCGACCCCAAGCCUCCGCGCAAGGACUAGAGCGAUAGUACCACGCACGCCGAGCGAAGAAACCACCUGCAUCAACCACGACGAUGAUAAACCAUGAACACUCUAGGCGGUAUGCCUGGAGCACGGCGCAACGUUACCGUACAUGUCCGUCGAUCUUCUGGUUGAAGACAGUGGUUGUGAAGACCUGAGCAAUAGACAUCCCAAUCUAGCGAAACAUUUCCAUACCAGCGUCCCAGCAUUCAUCAACGUGUCCUUGCACUGCAACGAACAUGUCGUUUCGCCUUUUGUUACACCAUGUUUGUGCAUCAGUGGGCUACUUUCAAAGCCAAAUCACGUUUCGACAACGAUAAAAGUGAUCAUCACAUGCAUUGAAGAACACGGUUCUGUUUAAUGAUCAAAAAC
Molecule: messenger RNA, 777 nt
Organism: Boeremia exigua
Lineage: Eukaryota; Fungi; Ascomycota; Dothideomycetes; Pleosporales; Didymellaceae
Product: H+-ATPase G subunit-domain-containing protein
Exons: 6
Coding region: 58-405 (115 amino acids)
Biological process (GO): proton transmembrane transport
Cellular component (GO): vacuolar proton-transporting V-type ATPase complex
Molecular function (GO): proton-transporting ATPase activity, rotational mechanism
Source: RefSeq, a predicted model, not a curated record